Messenger RNA from Vespa velutina, 10546 nucleotides. RefSeq lists its product as uncharacterized. Gene Ontology annotation, cellular component: ciliary transition zone. The record is from RefSeq and is a predicted model, not a curated record. Gene Ontology annotation, biological process: non-motile cilium assembly. Lineage: Eukaryota; Metazoa; Arthropoda; Insecta; Hymenoptera; Vespidae.
CUCUCUCUCUCAUACACACGCUAUCUUUCUCUUUUUCAAUCGCACAACGUUCAGCCCUUCCUUUACUUACGAAAGAUUCUUCUUGAAAAUUUUUCAUUGCGCUUCGUUACAUCGUCGUUUUUUAAAAUCUAUAAAAAAAAAAAGAAAAAAAUUAUUUCAUUUAAUUUGUCUAUAAUACGUAUAUAAACAAUCAAAGUCGAUAGGAUCAGUUCUAUUGGAAAUAAAUCGAUUAUUCGAUUAAUAUUGAGAUUUUCCAAGAGUUGGAAAACGGCGCGAAAUUUGAAAGAAGAACAUACGAGAUCCCGAUGACGGUUUAACAAUUCUGGGGCACUCGAGAAAUCUUGACCGUUUAUAACCAUCGUAAAGUCAAGGAAAGCCUUCAAAGUAUGAUAAAAUUUUGAAGAAAUGGCGGACGAUCCAAAUCGAGAUAUUUUGCCCGUAAAGGAGGGAUCUUGCAUCGAGACAUUUCGUAGCCUUAUAGAUCCCAGGGAACGUCGUUUGGUGAGCAAGCUCGAUCGUUGUCAGUUGGAGGACAAAUAUUUGCGAUUAUUCGAGGAAGCGAGUAAAUUGAAAAAGUUAUCCAACUAUCAGGAAGACAAGAUCAAGCGACUGGCUACAAAACUAAUGAGAGUAGCUGCUAACCCAAGGGCGUGCGUUUCUUUGGAUUGCAACGAUAAAAACAAAAUAACGGCCCUCGAGGUCGAGAAUUCCAAGUUAAAAAAUAAAUUAUCCGUACUGAGGAAUCAACUGUUGAGUCAUACAAUGAGCGGUGUGUCACCAACGAGAAGUCGUCGGCCCCACACAAGACCAUCCUCGGGACUCAUAACUUGUCGCAGCGAGAACAGUCGUAUAAGGGCCCCGUCCUGCCAAUGCAUCGUUCAGACACAUCAGAUACGAAAUGACGACAACGACGUACAAAAUUAUCUUGUUAAAAUCGAGGAAUUAGAAACGCAGAAAAAAGAAAUGUCGUCUCAUAUAAAGGAAUUAGAGAAGGAACUAGAGUCUUAUAUGGUAAAUAAUCAGAGGGAGAAAGUAGUUGAGAACAUCGAGUAUAUAAAGGUUUGGCGACAAAUGAAACAGUUGAGCGACAAAUUGAUAGCUGCUCAGAAUACAAACGAGUCGUUGAACCUACAAAUCAACGACCUCAAAAAAAUCCUCGAGGAGACAACAAAAAAUAAUCAGGAAAUAACAGUUUGUCUAAUGGCAGAGAAGAAACGAAUAGCCGGUAUCGAUGGACAGAUAAUAAAAGCAAAAGAUUCUCAAUUAACGUUACGCGAAAAAGAUGAACAAAUAAGAGAUUUAAUGAAUGAGAUGAAAAUUUUGCAACAACAUAAUAACGAGUUAAUCGCUUUGAGUUCCAAAUAUGGCCAAGUCGAAUUGGAGAAUGUUGAAUUGAAAAAGAAGUUCACGCAACAAUUUACCGAUCAGCAAAGCUUCAAAGUAGCGUUUAGUACUGAACAAGCUAAUAUCGCUGCUCUGCAAACUGCUAAUGAACAAUUGUUAAUGAAACUUCAGUAUCUGCAGAAAAAUAUGGACACUCUAACGGUUCAAUUAGCGAUCAUUCAAAAUGAUAAUAAAAAGCAUGAAUCAAGUACCAAAACGGAAUCGUCUAACGAUUCCGCUAAAGCUAAAAAUACUCCCAAAGAUAUGAAAUCGGCAAUUGAAAGAUGUAAAAAAUGUUGUGAGACGUUCGACAAGAUUCUAUACCUCGAAAAAGGUGUAAAUACGAUACGGCAAGAUAGUAAGCUUUUGAGCAAGUGCGUACAAACGGACUGCGUACCUUGUUCAAUUUCUAUUAACACAAAAGAAGCAGGUACUUCAAUGAUGACUUCUUCGGAUCAGCCAUCAUCGACACAAGAACAUAUGGUUAUAAAACAUCAGGAGGUUGAUCAAAUGAUACAAGAAAAGAAUCCUUUGUCGCGCGAAAAGAUGUUGAAAUUAUUGGAUCAAGCGCAGAUCAGUACGCCAUUGAAAGCAGGAAGAAUCGGACAAUCGGAUAUUCCUUCUGUGGUCGAUUGCGAAGCCAUGCAAGACUUUAGCCAAAGACACAGAGACGCAGAUGUGGCAGAUCAUGUUCAAACAAGAGAUUUAAAGAAUUUACUCGCAACGCUCGUCGAUGUUCUUCGUAAAGAAUAUUCUUCAUCAAAGAAUUUUUUAAUCCCCGUUCAAGAACAAACUAGCUUGUAUCGAAAUCCUCUUUUAUACAAUGAAAAGCGAUUAAUAAAAGACGUGCAGACGGAUAUUAACAAUAACGAUGAAACGAAUCGGCAGGUUGAUAUAGGAAUACAAUUAAGCAAACAUCUGAUCUUCAAAAACUCACAAUACGAAGACAGUCAUGAUCUAUCUUCGGAAAAUAUGAAAAACUGUAACAUGAAAAAGUUUUGCUUCAUUAAUCAAGAUAAAUCGCAAAAUCGUAAUUAUUCGGAAGGAAGAAACUUUAAAACAAACGUUACGAGAACUCAAAAUCAAGUGACGAGAUCUACAGAGACCGGCGAAUGUAAUUGCACCAAUUUGAAAAAGUGUCACGCAGAAUCAGAUUGUGGUUAUUUUUGUUGUACCAAUUAUUCGAAGCAAUCUUAUGGAAAAUAUAGAGAUAAUGUAAGAAAUCAGGAUCUAAAAGGUUCGUCUUCGUUGCCGAUAAAAAGAAGUGAUAAUAAAUGUGCAAAAAAAAUCGCCGACACAGCUUAUACGGAACGUUAUAUAAAUGACGCCAUGAAUUCUUUCGAAUCCUGGAAGAUGAAUGUAUCAACGCAGAAGAACGAAGCUUUUGCUACCGAACAUUUGGAUAGAUGUAAAGAGCUUUUGGAUGAAUGUUGGUUGAAAAAUACGAAGAAAAUUCGUGUAAGAAAAAGAUGCGACGAUGAACGAUAUGACGAUCGAAAUGAUUUAUUUAUCAUUAAUCCACUUAAGGUGAAUAACAUGUUGGGCCAUUUACGAGGCAUGGGAGCAAUGAAGUCACCUCGUAUAUGCAACAUGCUAUGCCGAACGGAAGAUCAGAUAAAACCGUUAGAAGAAAACGAAGAAGAGUUACACUGCAAUCCUAAGUGUCCAACCGAAUGUGUAGAUCUACCACCAUAUCCGACGAGUUCAACGCCUUUAUUGAUUACAAACGGUCAAGGUCUUGUGGAAAUUCAUGUUCUCUCUCUGCAGCUUGCUACAUCUGCAGCAGCAGUUCUUUUUCAAGAGGAGAAUCUUUCCAACGUGUCCUUAUUCAUCAGUUGGAAUAUCUGGGGUCAAGAGACAGUUUGUACGCCAACGUUGAAAUAUCCAAAGUUAAACUUCAAUUCGUCCUUCGUUUAUCAUAUACCGGAUCUAUUUACGUUCUUCAAUUGCGCUCUGUCGGAAUAUGUCAUCUUUCAGGCGAAUGUCGUUGAACAGAAUACAACGACUUACGCUGUGGCUAAAGCAAAAUUGUCUAUCAAGGAUAUACUUGAUUAUCCUCAAAAUAAGUUACAUUAUAUCGCGCCUAUGAAUAGCGUUAUAUCUUGUACACUCGGCAUGAACUUUGGACAAUUAUCCUUGUGGGUGAGAUUGAGCUGUGAUGUCGAGCAGGUCGACGCAUUCAAAAGGCAGUGCGGCUUGCUUCCACCAAUGCAACAGAUUCAGAAAACGAUUUUUCAAGAGGAUCUUCCUACAUUGAAGGAAACAAAUGAAGAAUAUCGAAAAAUCUUUAAUGACACUGCACAAGUAAUGUCAGAUAUUAACGAAAAAAAGAAAUGUAAGGAAGAAAUUGAAAAUCCAAUCAUUAACUCGACCAAUGUUAAAUCUGCUACCUAUAUCAAAAAUGGGUCAUUUAACAAUGAAAUGACGUUACUGUCGAAACAAUCUAAGGAAAUUGCAAGAUGGGCAACUAAAGAAGAAGAGAAUAAUAAUGUGAUUCAGGCAGACAAAGUGAACAUCGAUGAUUUUAAUUCUUUUAUUUCCCAUGUAAGAUUUAUAUUUGCAAAAUAUGUGCUUGUGAAGAAUCAACGUCGAAUAAACUUUUUCUUGAAACUUUGCAUUAGAUUUAAUUUUGCAGAAUCACGAAAUGUUGCCGAUGAUGAGCAUGACAAGAAAGAUAUUUUGAAAAAAUAUCCAUUGGAAAAGGAUACAAUCGUAAUUGAGAUCAAUAAAAUAAUUCUAUUUGAAAAUAGUUCAGUCAUGCUCGACGAUGAGGUUCAUUUACUUUAUGUGGAAUAUUCUUUUCUCGGUUAUCGUGGUGCUGAUAUGGAAACAGAAUCAGUAAUGAAACCAAAGACAGCCAAAGAGCCAUUGAUUUAUAAUUUUAAAAAAAUAUUUCCGAUAGACGAGGAAUAUCACCCGAUCGAAAGGAACACAUUGCGAGCUAUGUUAAAUGAAUCUAUCAAUCCAAACAUUAAAUUUAUUUUAGUGAGCGAACCACUUCCUGAAGAAACAGAUAUUAAAGAUUGCGUGGAAAUCGGGUAUGCAUAUUUUAACAUAAGAGAAUAUGCUUUGGGUGACAAUGAUCAAAGCAUAACGCUACCAAUUAUAGACGAAAAGCAAACUGAAAAAAUAGGUUCAUUAACGGUAAAUUCAAUAGUAUUAUAUUGUAAACAAAUACUUAUAUCGAGGAUAUUUUUAUUAUAGUGAUGUAUAUGUGUAUGAUAAUGAGACUUAAUGAGCGCGUAACGCUUUUACCCCCACCAUGACGCUUCGACUCACUGGUGGUAUCUCGAUGCUUGGUAACACUACUGCGCAGUCUUUCACAGCCCAGGGAUGAGUAUUCAUCGCGCGCAGUAUUCAUACUCCUCGUCCAACCAUUAUUUUCUUAUUCAUUGUCAUGUUUAAUUAGGUCAUUUAAUUAGGUCAUUAUUUGGGCAAUUAAUUCGACGAUCUCAAUAAUAAGCUGAAACUACUAAUAAGUUUACAAUUAUAUCGUAUAUAUUUAUACCUUGUACGAAGUAUUUUUUACAGAUAUGCGUGCUAGAUCUUAAUGUCAUACGUCAAUGUUUGGGCGAUGCAUUAUUAUCUCAUUUAUUUUCAUAUUAUUUAAUUAGAUUAUCAUAUAGGAAAUUAAUUUGACGAUCGAGUAAUAAGCUAUGACUAUUAAUAAGUUUACUAUUAUUUCAGACAAAUUUAUAUCUUGUAUAUAAUAUUUUUUUUUACAGAUAAACGUGCAGGGUCACGAUCUCAUGCGUGAAUGUCUGGAUAGUAAUAUACAAAAGUAACAAAGUUUCAAGAAAAUGAUCCAUUCUUUUUCCAAUAAACAAUUUAUUACAAAUCUUUACAAUAUAUUUUCUGAUAUAAUAGUAUAUACCAAUAAUCGUAUUUUUACGAAUACGAUUAUUCGUUUUUAUUUUUCUUUUCGUUUUUAUUUUUCGAAAUAACGUUAUUUGACGUUGUAUUAGUAUUGUUUCCUAUUAUAUUCUGAAGAAUAGCCUUCUUUUUUUUCUUUAUCUCUGACAAAAGUUUGGUUCUUCGGAAUAUAUCAUUAAAUAUUCCAAUAGCCAUUUGAAAAUUUCGACAGUCUCUUGGCUCAUGCGCGACCGACCAAACACCCUGAAUCGUAUCAAUUCCUUGACAUACUUUGCAAGAACCUGUGAUUAACUAAUUGUUAAUAAAUGAAUUUUAAGAAGUCAUUUAUUAGGUGAAAUUUUCUAUACGAUUACUUGCCGACGAAAAUUGCUAAAGUUUUAGUACGAUUGUCAUAAGCGAGUAAGGAAAAUGGUCCACCACGUCUAAAUGGCGCAUGUCCUGUUACAUUCCACGUUGUGUUUAGAAGUCCUUCAUGUAUAGGUUGAGAUAUGAGAUUUGCCAAGGUGACUAUUAUACUUUUAUUUAAAACCUUCAUAUCUAAUCUCACUCCAGCUUUGUUUGUCACCCAUGAUCCUGUCAAUUUGCAGGGUAGACCUAAAAAAGAAUACAUUCAACUUAAACGUACUAAAUUUUAUGAUAUUACUUUAGAACGUUCACUAUAUGUAUAUAUAUAUAUAUGUAUAUACACACCUUCAUUAUUUUUAUCUGUCGAAUGAUCCAUUUUAAUUUCUUCUAAUUCAUCGACAAUUCUAUUGAGUAUCUGAUCGGCAACUUCUUUUGUUUCGUUAACGGUAACAGCGAUAUUAACGUGGUGCACAUUUGCAACGUCCUCCUCGACGGAAUUUCGAUUUCUAAUACCGUUUUUACUUUCUAUAAAUUCUUUUCCCAAUUCAUUUUUUUCUUUUACAGUUGGUGACUGAUCAUAAACGCUCGAUUUAUCCUUCAUAUUCCUAACUCCCUUUUGAAGUCCACGUCUAGCCAUUUGCUGGUUCAACGUCAUCGCAUCCUUAGAUUCAUCUUUCUUAUCCCCAUUUCCCUCGGAAUCAAGAUAAACGGGAUUUAAGAAUCUUUCUACAGGUUGAACAUGUUUCUUAGGCGAAAUAUCAACUACCUUUUGUAAAGGCUCGUACAAAUUGUUGUUCAUAUUCAUUAGCGUAUGCGCACUAUUUUCAUUAUACAUUCUAGUUUGAGUUUUGGAAGGAUUCACGAGAUAUAAAUGAUUUCCUUGAUCCUUAUUUUUGUAUACUGGGAUAUAAUGCAAUUGUUGUUGUUCCGAAGGUAAAACGAAAGUUUUUUCAUAUGGUUCCGAAUAGAUGUUUGUAGGAUUCUUUAAUUCAAUCGUAUUCCCUUCGUCGUCAUUGAUCCGAGGUGUAGGAAUUUCCUCGGAAUGUAAUUGAAAUUGAUUGUUCAUUAGAUCUUCUUGAUUAUUAUCACUUAAGGGAUAAAGAUAUUUUUCAUCGGUUUUUUGCACCAAUGAAUCAUAAUUAUUUGGAUAGUUUUGUUCUUGUCCCGAUUGCAAUAUUCCCAAAUUAAAUCCAUAAUUAUUAUACAUGUUUUUUUCAUCUGUAUCUAAUGGUAAAGUGUAUUGAUUUCCGUUUGAUUUUGGAAUUAAUGAAUUAGUAUCGAAGUUUUCUUGAUCCAUUUUUGGAUCCUUUUCAGUUUGAUAUUCUUGAACAUUUUCAUUGUAUGUAUAGAAAUUGUCAUUCAAAUUUCGAUUAGAUCUGAGUUUUUGAAGUCUUUUGUCUGAGGACAAUUGUUCUGACUGAAAAUAUACUGGAUUGUCGUUAUAUGGAGAAGACAUUGUAUAACUUUGACGAACGGAUCUAGCACGAGGAUAUUUUUCUAUUUCCUCUUCGAAUUCAUUAAUGUCGUUGUAAUAUUCGGCAUAUUCUGCUCCUUGAUCGCCAGAAUUUUUCUUCAUUGGAUCCUUCGUAGUCGUCCUCAUUAAUCGAUCUAUCAUAUUUUUCUUUUCGUCGUCUCGUCGUUCACUCUUAUUACCUGUUUUCUUAAUUGCAUUUGCAAUUGUGGUUGUCGCGGUAUUCGAAAUUGUGGAUUGAGUCAAGUCAAUGUAAUCAUCUGCAUCCAUAAUGACUGUUACAUUAUCAAUUUCGAAUUUACCGUCAUCAGAUACUUCUUGAUCCAAUGCCUUUUUAAUAUUAUUUUUAGGAUAAAUAUUAGAUAUUUUCCCUUUAACUGAUUUCCCUUUUGCGAGUAUCUUUUUUCCUUUGGAGUCGUAAUCUGCCUGAAUGAAUAAACUCUUAAGUUUUCAGAAUAUUGUAUUAUGAAAUUUACGUAGAAAUAUCGAUAAUGAACUUUACACAAUAAUAUGAACGAUUAUAAUGGAGUCUUACCUACCUUAGCGGAUGCCUUCUUGGACCAUCGAGGUUCUCGAUGUUUCUUCAGUCGUUUACGUCGACCUCUAUGCCUCUUCCAUUUUCUUUUCUUCUUACCUUUAUGCUUCGAAGAUUUCGAAUGAUUUGGUUUUAAAUUAGAUUUCUGUGCGACGUCUUCUUCCAUGAAAAUUAACGAAUACCUAUCCGUAUUGUUCCGAGAAGAGUCAAUAUUCACGAGUUUAUUUAUGGUUUCUCGCAUCUUCAAAGACUUGAGAGCGUCGUUAGCAAAUUUCUCUGCCAGUCUGCUGAUCUGAGUCGAUUGCGAUUCGAAGAGUGUCGUCUCAUUGACGUUCAUAACUUUAUCCGUAUAAUUUUCUUCAUGUUGCCUUUGUUCUCGAGUCCCUCUGAUCCUAGCUCUUUCCAUUUUCAAAUCCGUAUUCCCUUGCGAGUUCUCUCUUCUCGUAUUUCGAACGAUCAGAUUGGCUUCCCUCGAUCGAACGUUUCUGCUAUUUUUAAGAUCGUCCCGGAUGCAAGUCACGUUAACUAGUAGUGCGAUCAUCGUGACAAAUCUGUUUUUUUUUUUUUUUUUUUUUUUUUUUUUUCCCAUUAACCGAUAUUAUUUACAAACUUAACCAUGAAUAAAUUAAUUGACAGGUGCGAUUUACCUGAGCAAACUUGACUGCAUUCCUCCGAGAGGUUGACAAAAAAUCGUAUCAUCGAUUUCGUGGCCAUUGAUUCAAAACUGAAAAACGACGGCGUUUUGUCGUUUCCUAUAUCGUUUCCAUAUGACAGAACGUCACGAUCUAUACGAUAAGAAGGUUAACGUUAUGCUUUUAUUUUAUAGCUCCUAUUAAAAAAAAUGGUGUCUGAUAUCAAACAAAUUAGAAUUUGUUAACGCAGACGAAGGCCAUUUCGGCGAGUAAACAUUCUUUCGAGGGAAACUGCUCGAAUGUCAGGAAUCACAGGAGUGGAAGAAGAAGAAAAAGAAGAAGAAGAAGAGAAAGAAGAAGAAGAGGAAGAGGAAGAAGAAGAAGAAAAAGAAGAAGUGAGGAUAGGACGCUUAAUUUCGUCGCACAAACCGUACAUGUGUACUUAUAUAUACAGCUCGCUCGUAGAGUCUACCGACCGAUCCACUAUGUACGAUCAAAGGCGACUUGGGCCAAUGCCAAGUACACGCGUCGGCCUCAAUUAGUCGAAUAUUACGUAUAAAUGUCAUACACCGAGCUAUCGUACUUACAAUUAGCCGUAUAGUCAACGGGUAGAGGUGAAAGAGAUGCAUUAAGCCACCCUCGCUAGUGCGACUACCACUGUUGUACCUCGAGGUAUAUAUAUUUACUAGUUCUAAGGAAAAGUGAGUUCGACGUUCUCGCAACCAAAUGGAUUAUCAUCCGUUAUUUUAAUUAAUUAUUAUCUUCGCUUCAUUUACUUCAUUAAUUAUUUUUAUGCAAUUAACGUAAUUGUACGUGUAAACAUUUCAACCAAUGAAAUUCCAAUUUAACCGAACAAUCUUGAAACGUAUGGCAGACGGUGAUAAACAAAGCGUCGUUCACGUUCAAUCGAUUUGACAGACGCAUUCGAAUGCACCGUGAAAUUUGUUGAUUCCUAAGAUGUUAGAUCAAUUUCUAACGUUGAAAUAUGUACUGCAUAGAUACAUAGACACGUAGAAAUUAUUUUUGCAAGGGAGUCGAUUUGAUUUUGUAUUAUAUACAUAGUCACACUCGUAAAGUGAUCCUAAAUCGUACAUGAAUAAGAUUUAGGAAUGUGUAUAAUCUAUACAGAGGAAGAGAAGUCGAAGGAAAUGUUCUUCUUAUAGAUUAUAUAUGUAUCUAUGUAUGUAUGUAUGUAUGUAUUAAAAUUGAAUCUGCACACAAAUAGAUUCUCCGAGAAGACGAUCCGUCGAAGUACCAUCGGCGCCUGGCGAAACUCGGCUACACGCUUGAAAAAGGAGAAGUCACGGAUGGUCAGUACCGGAGAGAAAUUAUGGCUCGGGAGAAGGCAUAGCGAAAUACAACGUAUGUAUCGGUGCAGCGUCGAAGUGAAAUCCCUGGAGACACGGGAGCAUUGAUUAUUAUUAGAACCAGCUAAGGUACAACCAUACCAUCUUUACCGUUCGGUCAAAUAACCAUAACGUUUCGUUCGAUUAUGGAUCCUUCAAGAACGAUCUCUCUGAUUAAUUACAUUCAUCGAAAGAUUAUUUAAAGAGAUGCCAUUAUUACAAAUUGUUUUCACAUUGACACUUUGUACAUGACACAAAGUUUGACGUUCUCUCGUAAGUUUGUUACGAAAAUGGUUAUUCCGAGAUACGCAUUAAUCAAAUGGCUAACUACCAAGCCGCUUGAAAUUACAUUCGAUAUAGACGAAUGUAAUUUUAUUAGAUCGUAAAUAUAAUAUAUUUGAGUUGGAAAUUUGUUCGAUCGUUGAAAAGGAUGCGAAUCGAGAGAAUCCUUCAGAGAAUUUGAGGGCGACACUUUGAAGAUGAGAGAGAGAGAGAGAGAGACAGUUGAAGAAGAGGCCGACGGCGACAACGACAACGACAAAAGCUGCAACGUUGAAGAGGAUGACGACGAAGCUGAGAUAGAAGAAGAAGAAGAAGAAGAAGAAGAAGAAGAAGAAGAAGAAGAAGAAGAAGAAGAAGAAGAAGAGGUAGCAGAGAAGCGUGGAGGGCGUCUCGACGUCUUACUGCUCUGGCAUUGGUAGCAGUCUCGAGAUAGCCGCCGGCUGGCUUCCUUACCACCUCAGUGAAUUUAUUCGGGGAUUCCGAGCGCAAAGCGCCGAACGAUAAAUCCGAUCGAUCGUCCGUAGAGUGAUCUUUUUCUCUUUCUCUCGUUCUUUCUCCCUUUCCUCUUUUUCAUUCCAUCUCCAUAUCCAUCUAUAAUCAUUUUUCAUUAUUUUCCUUGAGAAACGAUUCUUCGAUUAACGAAACGCGAAAGAAAUUUCUUAAUCCUUAACGAACGAAA